UUUAGUGACACCAAACACACUAGUCGGAAAGAUGGCGGUGACUUUGAGGGGUGGAUGUGUACAACUGCUGAGAACGUGUCGGAGCUUACAAAGUCAACAUGUUCAUGUUCCCGUUAUUAAUCAGAUAGGUGUCCAGUUCCCUGCGCUAGUACGUCAUUGCAGUUCUCAGAGCGUUAAGUUGCCAUCGAGAACAGUUCCAGAGACGUCCCUGUCCAGACCACCAUGGCCUGAGUUGACCCCCAUUGACCCUGAGGAGCAGAGAGAGCAACACGCAGCGGUGGUGCAGAAGGUGAAUGGCGUGCUUGCCCAGGGUGAUCUCGGGAGGUUGUUUGCGGUGGUGCACUUCGCCAGCCGCCAGUGGAAGGUGACCAAUGAGGACCUGAUCCUCAUAGAGAACCACAUAGAGGCCGAGUGUGGGGACAGGAUUCGGAUGGAGAAGGUGCUGAUGGUUGGAGGAGAAGACUUUACUAUGAUUGGCAGGCCACUUUUGGGCAGAAACCUGGUCAGAGUGGAAGCUACGGUGGUUGAGAAGACAGAGUCCUGGCCCAAAGUUCACAUGCGCUUCUGGAAGAGACACCGCUUCCAGAAGAAGAAAAUUGUUAUCCAGCCACAGACCAUCCUAAGGAUCAACUCCAUAGAAGUGACUCCUAUGCUCUCAUGAUUUCAGUUUCUGUAUUUCUCUUUGUAAAUAUGCUUACUCACUGUGCUGAAAUUAACAAAUGGUUUGUGACAAUUAUGAAAUAAAGUUUUCCAAAAGUGUUUA
Molecule: messenger RNA, 763 nt
Organism: Osmerus eperlanus (European smelt)
Lineage: Eukaryota; Metazoa; Chordata; Actinopteri; Osmeriformes; Osmeridae
Gene: mrpl21
Product: mitochondrial ribosomal protein L21
Exons: 7
Coding region: 32-661 (209 amino acids)
Cellular component (GO): mitochondrial large ribosomal subunit; ribosome
Molecular function (GO): structural constituent of ribosome
Source: RefSeq, a predicted model, not a curated record